Molecule: messenger RNA, 3019 nt
Organism: Grammomys surdaster
Lineage: Eukaryota; Metazoa; Chordata; Mammalia; Rodentia; Muridae
Gene: Rbm15b
Product: RNA binding motif protein 15B
Exons: 1
Coding region: 24-2687 (887 amino acids)
Biological process (GO): regulation of alternative mRNA splicing, via spliceosome
Cellular component (GO): nucleus
Molecular function (GO): mRNA binding
Source: RefSeq, a predicted model, not a curated record
CGCCCGCCCGCCAAGCCGGCGCAAUGAAGCGGCAGAACGAGCGAGACUCCAGCCCGAGCGGGCGUGGCUCGUCAUCGUCCGCCAAGCGGCCGCGGGAGCGCGAACGGGAGGCAGAGGCGGGCGGGCGGCGAGCAGCGCACAAGGCCUCCGGCGGCACCAAGCACCCGGUUCCAGCGCGGGCUCGUGACAAGCCCCGCGGCAGUGGCGGAGGCGGCGGACAUCGCGACGGGCGUGCUGCUGGGGAUGCGAAUCACCGGGCGAGCAGCGGGCGCUCCUCGGGCGCGCCCGGAGGCGGAGGGCGCACCGGCAAGGCCUCCGGAGACCCGGGUGUUGGCGGCGCGUCGCCCCGCUCAUCUCCACUCCCGCCGCCCCCGCCGCCCCCCGGGGCGGAACCUGCGGGUCCCGGGUCCACGGCGGCCCCAGAGUACAAGACGCUCCUCAUCAGCAGCCUAAGCCCUGCGCUGCCGGCCGAGCACUUGGAGGACCGGCUCUUCCACCAGUUCAAGCGGUUCGGUGAGAUCAGCCUGCGCCUGUCACACACACCGGAGCUGGGCCGCGUGGCCUAUGUGAACUUCCGGCACCCACAGGACGCGCGUGAGGCCCGCCAGCACGCCCUGGCCCGUCAGCUGCUGCUCUACGACCGCCCGCUCAAGGUAGAGCCCGUGUACCUGCGCGGCGGCGGGAGCAGUCGGCGGAGUAGCAGCAGCAGCGCCGCUGCCUCCACGCCACCCCCGGGUCCCCCCACGCCCGCCGACCCUCUGGGCUAUCUACCCCUGCACGGUGGCUACCAGUACAAGCAGCGCUCGCUGUCUCCGGUAGCCGCCCCGCCCCUGCGGGAGCCCCGUGCGCGGCACACCGCCGCAGCCUUCGCCCUGGAUGCUGCUGCCGCGGCUGCUGUGGGACUGUCUCGGGAGCGAGCCCUGGACUAUUACGGGCUCUACGACGACCGCGGGCGCCCCUACAGCUACCAGGCCGUGUGCGAGGAGGACCUGAUGCCGGAAGAUGAUCAGAGAGCCACUCGAAAUCUCUUCAUCGGGAACCUGGACCACAGUGUAUCUGAGGUGGAGCUUCGACGGGCCUUCGAGAAGUAUGGCAGCAUCGAGGAGGUGGUCAUCAAGAGGCCUGCCCGCGGCCAGGGUGGUGCCUAUGCCUUCCUCAAGUUUCAGAACUUGGACAUGGCACACAGGGCAAAGGUGGCUAUGUCUGGCCGAGUGAUUGGCAGAAACCCCAUAAAGAUAGGCUAUGGCAAAGCUAACCCCACCACCCGCCUCUGGGUGGGUGGUCUUGGACCUAACACCUCGCUGGCGGCCCUGGCCAGAGAAUUCGAUCGCUUUGGGAGCAUUCGGACCAUCGAUCACGUUAAAGGAGACAGCUUUGCCUACAUCCAGUACGAGAGCCUGGACGCAGCCCAAGCUGCUUGUGCUAAAAUGAGGGGCUUCCCCUUGGGUGGUCCAGAUCGCAGGCUCCGGGUGGAUUUUGCCAAAGCAGAAGAGACUCGCUAUCCCCAGCAGUACCAGCCCUCGCCUCUCCCUGUGCACUAUGAGCUGCUCACUGACGGAUAUACCCGGCACCGAAACUUGGAUGCUGACCUUAGGGUGCGGGAUAGAACCCCUCCACACCUUCUGUAUUCAGACCGAGACCGGACCUUUUUGGAAGGGGACUGGACCAGCCUCAGUAAAAGUUCGGACCGCAGAAACAGCCUGGAGGGCUAUAGCCGCUCAGUGCGCAGCCGGAGUGGUGAGCGCUGGGGGGGAGAUGGGGACCGGAGCAUAGCCAAGCCCUGGGAAGAGAGACGAAAGCGGAGGAGCCUUUCCAGUGACCGUGGGAGGACAGCUCACUCCCCUUAUGAGGAACGGAGCAGGACCAAGGGUGGGGGACAACAGUCUGAGCGAGGCUCGGACCGCACCCCUGAGCGCAGCCGAAAGGAGAACCACUCCAGUGAAGGGACCAAGGAGUCAGGCAGCAACUCCCUCAGCAACAGCAGACAUGGUGCUGAGGAGAGGAGCCACCAUCACCACCACCACGAGGCUCCAGAUUCUUCCCACGGGAAAAAGUCUAGAGAGAGUGAACGCAAUCAUCGGACCACUGAGGCAGAGCCCAAGACUCUUGAAGAGCCAAAACAUGAGACCAAAAAGCUAAAGACUCUGUCAGAGUAUGCCCAGACACUGCAGCUGGGUUGGAAUGGGCUUCUAGUGCUGAAAAACAGCUGCUUUCCAACAUCUAUGCACGUCCUUGAAGGGGACCAGGGAGUUAUCAGUGGCCUCCUUAAGGACCACACUUCUGGCAGCAAACUGACCCAGCUAAAGAUUGCCCAGCGUCUUCGACUGGACCAGCCCAAGCUGGAUGAGGUCACCCGUCGCAUCAAGCAGGGGAGCCCUAACGGCUAUGCUGUGCUCCUAGCCAUCCAGUCAACCCCCAGCGGGCCUGGCGCUGAGGGGAUGCCCGUGGUGGAGCCAGGCCUACAGAGGCGGCUUCUCAGGAACCUAGUCUCCUACUUGAAACAGAAGCAGGCUGCAGGGGUGAUCAGCUUGCCGGUGGGUGGGUCUAAGGGCAGAGACAGCACUGGCAUGCUCUAUGCCUUCCCACCCUGCGACUUUUCACAGCAGUACCUCCAGUCAGCACUGCGGACAUUGGGCAAGUUAGAGGAAGAACACAUGGUGAUAGUUAUAGUAAGAGACACCGCCUAGCCCACACCUGUGGUUUCCAGCUGUGUUUGUGUCACAGAAGCAGUUAUUUUAAAAAUCUGCUCCUUCUCUACCUAGUCUUAUCCCUCGGUUUGACUUCUCUGCUGGGUUUUUGUGGUUCAUUUGGUGGCAUCCUGUCUACUGCUAAAACUAAGUUCUUAGAUUUGGGGGGAAUUUUAGUUUUUUUUAUAAGAAAAAACUGUUAUGUUUCCCGUGUAUGAGAUUCUGUCUGCUGUAUUCUGUAUUUUUUUAUAUUUUAUUUUAUUUUUUGACUAACUGUAUGGAAAAUUGUCAGUAAAGCCUUUGUCAGAGGAUGAAUUUUUAAUCCCACCAGA